ACCCAAACAUAACGGCAAGCAUUACUUACCUCUCCCUUCUUUUCCUCUCCUCCCCCAAAAUUAUACAAACACUUUCAAGAAAACAACAUUUUCUUUUCUUUUCUUUUCCUUUCUUUUUUUUUGAUUUUCUUUUCUUCUUCUUUUUUUUUGCUGUUUCAUUUCCAUUUUCUCACACUCCAAACAAUAAAAAUGCCUCAAAUGGAGCGCAAGAAAACCUUCACAAUGAAUUGGGAUGCUCUCGACGACCACGACCACGACGUCGACGAUGAUCAUGAUCGUUUUUUUGAGACCUAUGAUCGUCUCUCCUCCUCUGUCUCCCUUGACUUAGCCUCCUCCGCCUCCGAUGAAGACGACGAUUUCGAUGACCCUCGUGUCUCCUUCGCCUCCGCCAUGUCCUCCGUUUCCACCUCCGAAUUCAGAAACUACACCGCCCCAGCUUCUGUUUCCGCCGCCGCAAUGUCCCCAGAUUACGAUAUCUGGAUGGCGGCGCCUGGAUCGAUCAAAGAACGUCGGAAACGUCUGUUCCAAGGCAUGGGGUUAUCGUCCGAAAAAGAGGUGCUUACAGUUUGUAGUAAAAAAGACUUAACGUGUGGUGCUUCUGAUAAUAAAAUUUCAAACGGUCAUGUUUCUCAUGACGCUAACGGCCAUGUUCAUGCCGGAGAAUUACCGAAGCAAGCGGCGAAAGCCGCUUCGCCGGUGCCAAUGAAGGUACUGCUCGUACGUUCCAGGUCUGGUAAUGAUAUAGCCUCAUUUUCAGUCGAAAAGAAACGAAAAGAAGAACUACUCGGAAACGUUUCGAAACAGCGGUUAACUCGAACAUCUUCGAUGAUAAUUGUGUCGCAUGCUAGAGUAUGUUGUUAUCAAGAUUCCAUUAGUGUUUCACCUAAGACAAGGAGCAUGAGACAGAGUGGCAGCUUAGCUCCGAUGUUGUCGGAUAACAGAUUUGGCGCAUUUUUCUUGAUAAAAAAUUUAGAUACGGGUAAAGAAUUCAUUGUUAAUGAGUAUGAUCAAGAUGGUAUGUGGAAUAGAGUGAGUGAUCUUCAGACAGGGAAGCAAUUAACGUUGGAAGAAUUCGAAAAGUGCGUCGGACAUUCUCCCGUUGUUAAGGAGUUAAUGCGGAGAGAAAACGUCUCGAGGAUGAACGGGGAAGUUAGCGGUGACGAAAGAAAAAUUACCGCGAAUUCGUACUUGUCGAAGAGUUUACGAGUGAGCAAGAGACGAGGAGCUGCGUUGUUGAAGAACAUAAAAGGCGUGGCACAUUCUAUGACGAUGACGGGUUUGAAAGGAAGUGAAAAGGAACGAGAGACUCAUUCUCCGACAGCGGAAUCUAAAUCGAAAUCGGGGUGGAUGAAGGUGCGACAGACGGGGAAAUCGUAUAAGGAAUUAAGUGCAUUGCAUAUGUGUCAAGAGAUUCAAGCUCAUCAAGGGUCAAUAUGGAGUAUUAAGUUCAGUCCGGAUGCUAAAUUUUUAGCUAGUGGAGGUGAAGAUAGGGUAAUUCAUAUAUGGGAAGUUCAAGAAUGUGAAAUUAUGUCACUUAAUGAAGGAAAUUUACCUCAACUUCAUCCGUUCUCAAAUACACCGAAUCUUUGUGAGAUUACUCCAUAUUCUUCUGAAAAGAAAAAGAAGAAGAAAGGCUCUUCUAGCCGGAAAAUCAAUCCCAUACCCGAAUAUGUACAUGUGUCCGAAACCGUGUUUUCGCUAUCGGAAAAACCUGUCUGUUCCUUGGCAGGCCAUCUUGAUGAUGUUUUGGACUUAUCCUGGUCUAGAUCUCAGCAAUUGCUAUCAUCUUCAAUGGACAAAACUGUUAGAUUGUGGGACAUGGAAACGAAGAGCUGUCUCAAGUUGUUUGCUCAUAAUGAUUAUGUAACUUGCAUACAAUUCAAUCCGAUGGAUGACAACUAUUUCAUAAGUGGGUCACUUGAUAACAAGAUCAGAAUAUGGAGCAUACCUGAUAGACAACUUGUGGAUUGGACAGAUCUUCAUGAAAUGGUCACUGCUGUUUGCUACACUCCUGAUGGCCAGGGGGCUUUAAUUGGUUCACACAAAGGAAGUUGCCGAUUGUACAAUGUUGAAGAUUGCAAACUGAAUCAAGCGGAGCAGAUUGAAUUACAGCACAAGAAGCGAGCUAAAAAGAUCACGGGUUUCCAGUUUUGUCCAGGUAAUCCAUCUGAAGUUCUUGUUACUUCCGCCGAUUCCAGAAUCCGCAUUCUGGAUGGUUCUGAUGUCGUUCACAAAUUCCGAGGUUUUAGAAAUAUAAACAGUCAAAUAUCAGCAUCAUUCAGUAGUGAUGGAAAAUACGUAAUAUGUGCAAGCGAAGAUUCACAUGUAUACGUAUGGAAGCGCGACGAGAGAUCCCCGAAUUCCAAGACCAAAAGCCUAAUCAACAAUCGAUCGCACGAAAACUUCCAAUGCAGAGACGUAUCCAUGGCGAUACCAUGGCCCGGUUCUAUAAAAGGCGAUCCGCCAUCCCUACAACUCCAUUCCAAACGACACUCCAAACGUUUAACAAUCUCGCAGACACCUUCAUCGUGCGGCUCCCCGACAAAAGAAGACGCAUUAUCGCUCAGUAGUCGGAGAUACUUUCCGCCUUCUGCGACGGACUCUAUGCCUCGAGAAGAAGAGAUUUCUUCCGCUGGAAAUAGUAAGCGACAAUUGCCACCUCUACCUCUACCGAAGAAAAUUAACAACAACAACAACAAUCAUCUAGAAAGAACGCUAUCGCCCGAAGAAGACCCUGCUUCCAUUUCGCGGUCAGAUUCUGAUUUCGGUGAUUCGUUUAGUACUUCAGCUUCUUCGUCAAUAAGGUACGGUGAUUCCCCGUCAAUUUCCGCAGCUCCAUCUUCGAAUUCAUCUUGGUCUUCGUCGUGGUCGUGGUUUGACGGAGGAAGUAGCCACGGAAACCAAAUUCACGCAACGGCGUGGGGUAUGGUUGUAGUGACAGCUACACUAGGAGGUGAAAUUAGAGCUUAUCAGAAUUUUGGUUUGCCUCGUAGGAUUGGUCGCCAAUCAAAUUUGUUUUGAGAACUUGUGUAUGCAAAUUUGGUUUUUGUAUUAGUGAAAAAAAAUACAAGCAUUGGGCAGGAUUUUUGUGCAUGGAAGAAAUUAUUGAGAAAAAACCAAUUUGUUUUUAUAUAGAUGAGAAAGAAGAAUCAAAACUCAGACUCGUAGAUGGAAUCGAAUUUGUGAACAACUUUGGUUUUCUUCAAGUGUAAUCAACAAGAUCAAAACUAAGUCAAGUCAAGUGUACAAAGUUAAUAUUAUUUUUUAAUAGUUA
Mercurialis annua (annual mercury) is the source of this 3274-nucleotide messenger RNA. RefSeq lists its product as uncharacterized. NCBI's taxonomy places the organism in Eukaryota, Viridiplantae, Streptophyta, Magnoliopsida, Malpighiales, Euphorbiaceae. The transcript is spliced from 7 exons. The record is from RefSeq and is a predicted model, not a curated record. Gene Ontology annotation, molecular function: protein binding. The coding region runs from base 190 to 3021 and encodes 943 amino acids.